CCAACUAUCAACUACACAUUACUGAAAGCUGAAUACGUAGGUGGCUCGGGAACACUGGUGACUUUUGAAGCCAGGAAGUUGAUAAUGUUUAUAUAAAUGCUCUUGCGUGUCGGCUAAAGGUCGUUCGACUCGAACUUUACGUGGGCCAGUCCAGUUCAAAAAGUUUGUAUCAACAUGUUAUAACAACGUUAUGUUCACUGGGACGAUCCACGCCAUCGCGACAUGAGCCGUUAUCAGCAUGCGAGUGUGCUUUAUUUCCUCCUGUGGGUCCUCCAUGUUGAUGGAGCUAGUUUUCUCAACAAGCCAAGCAACGUGACGAUAAAGAAAGGAGAGAAUGCCAUAUUUCCAUGUAAAGUUGAAGAUUUAGAGACGUCUGACCGCGUUGCGUGGUUCUCUAUUGCGUCAUCGAAGCUGCUGUCCAUGGAUGGUCACACCUUCAGUUCGGACAAUCACGUGAUCGUGAACAUUGACCCCAUUGGUGGAUUUCAGCUCCAUAUCAACAAUGUCACAGUACGUGAUGGCGGGAUGUACAAGUGCAUAGUAACAACAGACCCAGUCAGGGAACAGACAUCCGUAUUGCGUGUCAUUGACAGCAAAACGCCAGGGAAGAGGAGGGUUCCUUCAGGUACAAAGCGAACCAGGAGAACAGGUGAUCAUCAUGGUCUGUCCUCGAAGAACAAGCCCACGAUACGGAAACGUGCAUAGGCAUUGUCAUUAUCUUGCCAGUCAUCAACUGCAUAAUAUGUAUUUGUUGAGGAUCUCAUUGUGUAUGGUGGCCGAGAGAUGAAACUGCUUUUUCGCUGAGAUUGUAACAAAACGAUUUUUAAUGCAAUGAUGAAUGUGCUAAUGUUAAUGUAUCGUGUUACAACUGAACUGUAUUUUUCUGCAUGCUGUUGUGAGAUCCCUAGUCAAAAGACAUAGACAAGUGUAUGUACUCACUGUUACCUGUACCACGAUGGCAAUUUGAUAGUGAUCGAGUAUGGUUUUACGCCCCUUUUAGCAAUAUUCCGGCAACAUUACGGCGGGCACACCAGAAAUGGGUUUCACACAUUUUAUCCAUGUGGGGUCAUCUUAAUAAAUCCCAGGGGAAGAAUGUAUCUUGUCGCACGGCUGUUACAUGCUUCCAUUCAACUAUGGUUGAGACGUCUCCAUUGGCAGCCGCCCUGGGUAGUGAGUGAGUGAGUGAGUGAGUGCGUGCGUGCGUUCGUUCGUGAGUACGUGAGGAGUGAGUGAGUGAGUGUGGUGGUUGGGUAGGUGGGUAGUUGGGUGGGGGGAGUCAGUGAAUCAGAGCGUGAGUGAGUGAGUUAGUGCAUGCGUGCGUGCGUGAGUGAAUGAAUGAGUGAGUGAGUUAACGCCACUUUGAUCAGUAUUUCAAUAAUACGUGUAUCACACCGUGACCGCUUCACGUUAUAGUAUAGCCCAUAGUGUUGCAGGUUGAAGGUGUACAACACUAUCUCACUAAGUUACUAUCACAAGAUCUACAUGCUGACAUGAUUCACCCAUGAUCGUUAUUGAACAAAUGCCUUAUGUUCUAUAUAUUCUUUGAGUACUGACCCAGAACUGACAAGGAUACUCUCGUUUGUAGCUUAUUCUGUUCAAACGCCUUAAGUCAUCUUACGUUGGUAAAAUGUCUUGGUUUGUCCUAUGUAAUUUAUUCAAGAUAAAACAGUAUUAUCGCCCGAUCUAAUCGCACAUGCUUAUUUGUACUGUGACAAUGUGUCGUCAGUGCUGCUUUAUGUUACGGUAAUUCUUAUUAUGCCUUUUCUCUGAUUUUGUUUUCUUAAUAAAUUGACGACGUAUUCAAAAAUAACAUUA
Molecule: messenger RNA, 1815 nt
Organism: Haliotis rubra (blacklip abalone)
Lineage: Eukaryota; Metazoa; Mollusca; Gastropoda; Lepetellida; Haliotidae
Exons: 4
Coding region: 223-705 (160 amino acids)
Biological process (GO): synapse organization
Cellular component (GO): neuron projection membrane
Source: RefSeq, a predicted model, not a curated record